GGUGCACGGAGAACAGCAGUGCGGCUGCGCGCGAGGCGGCCGGCGCGCCGGCGCGCAGAGGGGGCGGGGUGAAAGGUCACAGCGCGGCGGCGGGUCUGGCUGGCGGCGGCCGCGGGCGGGAGUCGAUUGCCCGGUGUGCACGUGUGGAGAAGCGGCGGCACAGCGCGGCGGCGGGAGACACUCCCGCCCCCUUCGGAGACGUAGGACUGCGCUCGACUCCUGCGGCCUCCGUCAUUCGCUCAGCUCCCUGCCCUAGGUGGGGAGGCCGGAUUGUGGGGGUUGAGUGGCCCGAACUGAGGGCGCAGAGAGCUCAGGGCGGCGACGACAACGGCGUUGAUAUCCGCGGUAACAACGGCCUCAGCAGGCGGGGAAGAUGAAAGGCCGGAUCGAGCUGGGAGAUGUGACACCACACAAUAUCAAACAGUUGAAGAGAUUAAACCAGGUCAUCUUUCCAGUCAGCUACAAUGACAAGUUCUACAAGGAUGUGCUGGAGGUUGGCGAGCUAGCAAAACUUGCAUAUUUCAAUGAUAUUGCAGUAGGUGCAGUGUGCUGUAGGGUGGAUCAUUCACAGAAUCAGAAGAGACUUUACAUCAUGACACUAGGAUGUCUGGCACCAUACCGAAGGCUAGGAAUAGGAACGAAAAUGUUAAAUCAUGUCUUAAACAUCUGUGAAAAAGAUGGCACUUUUGACAACAUCUAUCUGCAUGUCCAGAUCAGCAAUGAAUCUGCAAUUGACUUCUACAGGAAGUUUGGCUUUGAGAUUAUUGAGACAAAGAAGAACUACUAUAAGAGGAUAGAGCCCGCAGAUGCUCAUGUGCUGCAGAAAAACCUCAAAGUCCCUUCUGGCCAGAAUGCAGAUGUGCAAAAGACAGACAACUGAACAAAUUAGAAAUGAACUUUCUUGCACUUGCUUGUCGCCAAAUAAAAGAGAGGCCCAUUGAUUUUUUUACCCCAUCUUUCUUUUCCCCCUCCUACCUUGUUCUUGUUUGUCCUCCUUUCUUUCUUUUUCUUUCCUCUAAAAGGUUUAAUACUUCCAAGGACUUUCAAAAUUAAUCAUGUUUGGAUUGUUUUAGUUUUCUUAUUUUUGUGAGGUGGUUUGAUUGUAGGAAGGAGGAGGUAUAGAUCUGUUUGGUUUCAUAGUUAAGAUAUAUAUGGUCCCAAAAAUUUGGGUGUCAGUGUCAAUUUUUUUUUUAUGUCCUGCUUUCACAUUGAAGGGCAGAGCCUACGAAAUGUUGUAUAUAUCAAAAGACAAAAAGAAACAGCAGCAAUAUCUUAUUCUCUAAUUCAAAGACAAGUUUAGUGUGUUUGUGGUACUUUGGGUUUUAAAGACUGUGGGAUGCUAAUCCCUAGACAUUGCCUUCACUCCACCUUUUGUCCUUCUGAGUGUUAUCUCAGGAGUUGGACCAUUGUUAUCCUUGUAAGAAAUACUAAGCUUAUUUUGUUUUUUAAGCAGUUAUUUCUUUCUUCCUUGCUGAGGGUGGGUGGGACAGUUUGGGUAGGUAGUGUUUUACUUUGGUCUCCGUAUUUGAGUUACAUGAGUGGGCUGGUUGUUGGCAGGUUUAUUUUUCCUGCUGUUGAUUGUUAUUAGUGGCAUUAACUUUUAGAGUGUGGGCUGGUGAGAUUAAUUUUUUUUAAUAUCCCAGCUAGAGAUAUGGCCUUUAACUGACCUAAAGAGGUUUGUUGUGAUUUACUUUUUUUUCCUGUCCUUUUUCUUCAGUACACCCACAAUAGUUAGUCUAACCUUAAAAAUGGGAGUUGAUGUCCUUAUAGGUCAAUACCCCUAAAUAAAUCUGAAGCAGGUAUCGUCUCUUGGACAUAUUAAAAAACACCUAAAAGGAAGCUUAGAUGGAUUUGUGGCACGAUAAAUGCAUUUAAUGUCAGCUAAUGCGGACUUAAAAGUAUGGCCACUGAGCAUUUGAUUAUAUAGGAGAGAGUAUCUAGACAGUAUUUUUGAGAAUAACAUAGCUGUGCUAUUGCUUAUCUGUUGGAGAACAUCCCAGAUUUGCUUAUUUUCUGUGCCUAUGAUAAUGAGUUUAAGGAUUUGGGGGAGGGGGAAUUGUUAAAUAAAUUGCUUCUAUUCUUGGAAAAGUAGAAGUUUAGAAGUGUUAAUAACACAGAUUUCACUGUGACCUCCUCUACUGACGUGACUGGUUUAUGCCAGAUCAUUUUCUGGCACAUAGGGAGUGGCUUGGAUGGGUUGAUAACUUUUGUAAGAUAGGAGACAUCUGAAGUUUUCAUGUUUUCCUCCAUUGUCCCAUAUCCAAUAUUUAAAAUUCUCUAGAUUGCCAAUACUGGUGGCCCAUGAAAUGUUCUCAUUAGACUUUAAAACAAUGCACAGGGCUUGAAUUUUCUUGUCAUUUGUCUUUAAAAGAAAGUUUGAUUCGUAAUAUUUAUCCUCAUGUAAAUUCUGAUAAUAUAAGUCUCAUCUCUCCAAAUAUAUUAAAUGACAAAAUUAUUUUACAUAGUGUUUAUGCACAGUUUGUAAUCUUAAGUUCUUAUUUGAGAAUGUGAAAGUACAAAGUAUAGUAGACUUCAAUGGUCUUAAUUGAGUGCCAAGAGUAAUAUAGAAAAGGAAGAUAGCUGAAUGAGUUUAUAAGAUUCUAAUUCUUAAGAUAGUAAAAAUGUAGAAAGACCAUGCUGGUUUCUUGGGUAUCAAUUUCUUUAGCAGUCCAAAUACAAGUUUAGAAAAAAAGAGCAUUAAGCACCUUUACCUUCAUGGAUAAGCUUCAGCUUGCUCUUGCCAACAGAAGAGUGCUUGAGUUACAGAAGGCAUACUUAGUUUGAAGAAUUCAGCCUUUUUGUAAACUUCCAGAUAUCAAAAUAGAUUUUGAUAUAUAAAUGAGUUUUCUGAGAUGACACUGCCUCUAUUUCUAUAACCAUUUCACCUGGACUAUCUAAUCAGUCCAAUGAAUGUAUCCCUAAAUGUGGUUGUUGAAAACUGAAUAGCUGCCUCAUGACAAUUAAGUACAUGUUAUUUAAGGAGGGGAAAAAAAUUACAUUUUGAAUUGAGUAUGUAGGCUUCUUAUCAUUAUACUUUCUUUUUCCACACUAGAUAAUGACUUUAAAUUGUAAAUGUUUGAAAAGGGUUGAUUGUCCUACAUCAAACUUGUAUUAAGUAAUUCCAUCCAUUUAAGGAAGAGGAGGAUGUAGAAGCCGUAGGAGCUGGGCACUAGUUCAUACGCCUGUGAGUCGGUAAAGACUCAAAUAACGUCCCAUGUUGAGUUGGUUAUUUUGGAACGUAAAAAUUGUUGAGGUAAAACAAUCCUAUUAACUGGAAGAUCAGAGAAUAUAUCCAUAUUUUUUGGACAGAUAGUUUUUACUGUGGGGCAAAUAGGUAAAAAUUAUCCUGUUUUGUUAUUGCAUUUGGGUUCUAAAGAAAAGAAUCUGCAGAGAAAUCUAUGCAAUAUAUAAUUUGUCCAGAUUAGUUUUAAUUUGGGGAAAGAAGUUCUAAAAUAUCCCCAAAGCAAUUUAUUCAUCAAUUGAAAGUCCUCCAAAAAUAGAACUAUUGGGAAACUGGUUUGUGGGUGGAAAAGAAAAGCUCCCUCAGUUUUUUGGAGGGAAUAACUUUAAAAAUACUUAAAUGGCUAAGUUUACUUGGUGCAGUUAAAAAUUAAACUUGUUGAUUUUAACAUUGCUGUUACAUCUGAAAUAAACUUAUGUGAUGUUCUGGUA
This is a messenger RNA of Acinonyx jubatus (cheetah), 3672 nucleotides long. RefSeq names its product N-alpha-acetyltransferase 50, NatE catalytic subunit (gene NAA50). Bases 374 to 880 code for a protein of 168 amino acids. The transcript has 5 exons. The record is from RefSeq and is a predicted model, not a curated record. Gene Ontology annotation, biological process: mitotic sister chromatid cohesion. NCBI's taxonomy places the organism in Eukaryota, Metazoa, Chordata, Mammalia, Carnivora, Felidae. Gene Ontology annotation, cellular component: NatA complex. Gene Ontology annotation, molecular function: acyltransferase activity, transferring groups other than amino-acyl groups.